GGCAGCGGCGGAGCCGGGGGAACGACAGCCGGCAGCAAGGCACGGGAGAGCACAAGCAGUCACAGAGGAACGAGAAGAUGCGAUGUUCAAACCACGAUGCAACACAUACACUCAUUCUCUCUGCUCACGGGGACCUUUCUGAACACUGGGCUACAGCUUCAACCAACUGCCCUCCGAUAAGGCUGGUGAAAGAACUAGGAGACCAAAAUAUUGUUCAAAUAGCAUGUGGGGACCAGCACGCCAUGGCGCUCUCCAGAGGAGGUGAGCUCUUCACCUGGGGCCGGAACACCCAUGGUCAGCUUGGAGUGGAGACCCAAACCACAUUCAUCCCCCAACCACAGCUGGUGAAAAGCAUAAAGGGCAUCCCACUCGCUCAAAUUGCUGCUGGAGGAGCUCACAGUGCUGCCGUGUCACUCUCUGGAGCCGUGUACUCCUGGGGAAAGAACGAUUUUGGACAGCUGGGACUUGGAGACACAAAAGACAGGAGCUGCCCAUCAUACAUUGGAGCGUUAGAGCACUGGAAGACUGUAUUUAUCGCGUGUGGGGCAGAUCAUACUGCAGCUCUCUCCAAGGAGGGGCUGGUGUGCACCUUUGGAGCAGGAGGGGCUGGCCAGCUUGGUCACAACUCCACCCGGAAUGAACUCAGGCCUCGCGUGGUGGCCGAGCUGUGUGGAGCAAGAGUUUCACAGAUUGCCUGUGGCAGAUGGCACACCCUGGUCUACGUCCCCUCCUUGGACAAAGUCUAUGCGUUUGGUGCUGGUGAAAAAGGAGAGCUGGGAGAUCGGCCUAAUCAGUUGAUACCACUUCCCAUCGAUUCACCAGUGAAUACUGGAAAAUCCCCUCAGGGAAACAACACAUCACAGAAGGUGACUGAAAUUAUUGCAGGAGAAAGACAAAGUAUUGUCCUUUGCAAGAACGAGAAUUCCUAUUUGAAUGGUAUUGCUACUCUGAAGGAUGAAGAUGUGGAUGCAUGGAUUUCCAAUUCCAGUUUGCAACGCCGCUGGAAGAGUAUAAAAAAGAAUAUUGGACUGAUCUUUUCAUCUGAGGCUUGCAUCAACGGAAGCUUCCUGGAGAAAAGAGAUAAACAUUUCAAAACUUCCAAAGAAUUUUCCGGUAUAGACUUGUCAGAAGUGCAACGUUUUUAUAAGAAGAUCUGCACGAAGCCAAAAGUCUUUGAGGAGGUGCAAAACGUGAUCAAGAUGUUAUUACUACCAUCAUUGUCUUCCUCUCCCAUCUCACCUGAAAAUUUCAGAGUCUACCUGAUCCUGCCUUUCCUUCUGCAGGGAGAGGAUGACAACUCUUUCCAUUGUCUCAGGCUGCUAGCAGAAGCCAUCAUGAAGCUCCGGACAAAGGACCUGAAAACUCUUGAAUGCCUGUGGUCAAAUCUAGAAACAUCCUUUUUCGAGAAGCUGGUCGUUCUAUAUCAGAAGGUUUCCCAGAAAAACCUGUCUGAAUUCAUCACCGAAGUCACACACCAACAAAGAAACAUUUCUGCCCUGCAGCCCCGUGAAACUGUGACUCUCCAAAUACUGCAGACUCUUUACCAGGUGAACUCCAGGACUGGUUUCAGAGUACAAGAAAGCAAGUUCUAUGUGGCUGAAGUGAAAGGGAUUAUCUUAUGCUGUUGGGUCGCUGCUCCAGGACUCUCGGCCAUACACAAGCUGACCAAAUAUCCGUGCAUCUUUGACAUGGAAGCCAAGACCAUGAUUUUUUCUAUGGAACGCCAAGUCCUGUCCAGCCCCUUCAAUGAUGCACUCUUCGCACUGAUGUUCCAUGAACAGUCAGUUUUAACAGUUGAUAGACACCGCCUUCUGCAAGACAUAUGGACCUAUUUAAAUUCCGCACAAACCUCGCAUUUCAGAAAGAUCUUAAUGGUGCGCUUCGUGGGCGAGGAAGGAGUGGACGAAGGCGGGCUGUCUCAGGAGCUCUUCAGCGUCGCCGCCAGGAGCCUCUGCCAGCCCCACAGCGGGGCCUUCCGCAUCCUCGACUCCGGCGUGGCCUGGUUCCCCACUCAGGUGUCAAGCGGCGAUGACAUCUUCUUCCGAAUCGGGACGCUAUGCGGAAUGGCCCUGUAUAAUGGGCGCAUGGCGCCCUUCCCCUUCCCCAAGGCUCUCUACAAGAAGCUGCUGGGCCUGGAGCCAACCCUGGAGGACUUCAAGGAGCUGCUUCCGGACGAAGGCUGGAACCUUCAGAGAAUUUUGGAUGAAGAAUCUGAUCAAUACCUUGAGAGCCUGGACAUGAACUUCACGAAAAUGGAAGAAGACGGUUCCAUUGUUGAACUUAAACAAAAUGGUGCCAACAUUCCUGUCACUAAGGAUAACAGGAAGGAAUUUGUUGACUUGUAUGUGAAUUAUGUGCUCAAUGAAUCGAUACAGAAGCCAUUUGGGGACUUUAAGAAAGGAUUUCUAAGAGGCUGCCCAGCUGGAAGUUGGAAGAUAUUUCUCCCUGUACAGCUUCAGAUUAUUCUCCAGGGACACACAAAAUAUGACUGGAAGUUGCUGCAAAAGAAUGUGAUAUACAUACAGUACGGAAUGUUAGAUCAAACCAUCAAGAAUUUUUGGACUGUGUUUCAUAAACUCCCAGAAGAAAAAAAGAAAAAGUUUCUUGCUUUUUUGACAGGAUCUGAUCGAAUCCCUGGCUAUGCGCAGGAAAACUUUACAUUUGCUAUCAAAGAUCCUGGAAAGGAAAAUCCGGAUGAGUUCUAUCCUUAUGCCAAUACCUGCUCCCGCAUUUUGUUCCUCCCCAGAUACAGCAGUAAAAAAAUACUCAAGAAAAAGCUGCUCUAUGCCAUAGAGCAUAAUGAAACUUUUCCGUUGCGCUAGCCCUUGGUCAGGAGCACUUUAAAGCAAAAAUAAGACAACAAAUCUUUGUUUCAUUUGUCAUAUUUUUGUCUUAAUAACUCUGGUUUACUGUUUUCUACCCUCCCUUAUGUUUACUGCACUUUAUAAACACUUGAGUGUGUGGAUUCAUUCAGAUUUUUAUAUUGAUUAUAAAAAUGAGCUUAGAUCAGAUACCUGAUUGUUAGAUUGUAAAGUUAGGAAAGAAGAAUCCUAUUUAACAAGCUUCCAAGAAGUAAGCUGAUAACCAAAUUUAUUUACGUGUAGGUCCAUCCUGUCUGCGUUGUGCUGGUCUGGUUUAGGUGGUGAGCUUUCAGGGGUUCUGUGAUUCGAGAUAUCUGAGAGAUGUUCUUCGGAUGAGGAUUUGAUCAUUCCUAGGCUUUCUUAAAAGUUAUAGCUGUAAAGCAUUAAUGGGCUUUUUAUUAUUUAAUGUGAUGACACAGUGGUGUUUGUCAUGUUUCUUUAUGCCUUCCAAGGAGAUGUUUGGGAAUUAAAUCAAACAACAUUUGAGGCUUGCAGAACAGCUCUGUAUACAGAACCCUGUGGACACGAGGCUUGCAGGGCUGCUGGAAGCUCAUUGUCAAAAGAGUGAAUAGCCCUGGUGGGAUAUUGACAAUGUCAGCUGGGAUGUGUGUUUUUCUUUAUAUUUUGCUUUCUGUAAAUAUAUAUAUAUAUAGAGAGAGAGAGAACAAUCAUGAUUUUUCAGCAAUCCUCUUGUCUUUCCUUUGGUGUGUUAAAUGUGUUAGUGGACAUACAUAUGUAAAGAAGACUUCUACUGUGUUGAAUUAAGUGAUGGUUGAUUAAAUUUG
Molecule: messenger RNA, 3646 nt
Organism: Calidris pugnax (ruff)
Lineage: Eukaryota; Metazoa; Chordata; Aves; Charadriiformes; Scolopacidae
Product: probable E3 ubiquitin-protein ligase HERC4
Exons: 23
Coding region: 78-2822 (914 amino acids)
Biological process (GO): ubiquitin-dependent protein catabolic process; protein ubiquitination
Molecular function (GO): ubiquitin protein ligase activity
Source: RefSeq, a predicted model, not a curated record